Messenger RNA from Caenorhabditis bovis, 3390 nucleotides. The record is from the annotation of a GenBank genome assembly. NCBI's taxonomy places the organism in Eukaryota, Metazoa, Nematoda, Chromadorea, Rhabditida, Rhabditidae.
AUGGGAAUGUACUUAAGUAAAAAGAUUGGAAUACCGUCAACAUCAGAAUUAAAUUGUAUCGAGUGGAAUCAGAAUACAAAUUUUAUUGCAACUGGAGGAACAAUGGGAACUUUAAAAAUAGUUAAACUUGAUACUGUGAAAGGAUCAAACAGUUUGUCUGUCAAUCAAGCAUUGGAAGGUCACAGCUCAACAAUUGUAUGUGCGGCGUGGAAUGAAAUGUAUCAGAAACUUACAACAAGUGAUACAAGCGGUCUCAUAAUUGUGUGGGGAAUGCAUAAUGAUAGCUGGUUCGAAGAAAUGAUAAACAACAGAAACAAAAGUACGGUUUGUGGUAUGGGAUGGAAUUGUGAUGGAACAAAAAUUGCAAUUGCUUAUGCCGAUGGGCAAGUUAUUGUUGGAACAAUGGAAGGGAACCGCAUAUGGAAUAAAGAUUUGCCAAACACAUUAGCAGCUUGUGAAUGGGCCCCUGAUGGCAAUACAUUACUCUUUGGAACAACAGAAGGUGAGGUACAUGUAUACGAUCCAGUUGGAAAUUUUGUUCAAAAAAUUCAUAUGGUUGCCCUUGAAACAGUUGAAUUAGAAGCUGCAUUAGCUAACGAUCUGAAAAAAGAACAAAUUAUUGAUAUUAAAUGGUAUUAUCCAACAUUGCGAUCAAAAGUUGUUCCUCAUGAAAAAGAUGUAAUUGAACCAAUACGGAUUCCGACAAUCUCGCAAUCUCUUACAUUUGAAGAAAGUCAGCUUCUGGAGGGAAUAACUAUGCCCGUACCUAUAAUGCCAGAUAGACCUCGACUACUUGUUGCAUAUUCGCACGGUGUCAUUCAACUUAUGCGAACUGAAAACGAUCCACAUCCAAUUAUUGUUCGGUUCCCACAUUUCGUUCUAACAAGAUGUCGUUGGUCACCAAAUGGGGCUUUUGUUGCUGUUACUGGCUUUCAAACGGACAUGCCGAAAAAUGAGCAAGCAGUAAUUCAUAUAAUGUCAGCUUAUGGAAAGAUGAUAUCAUUUUUGAGAAUCAAGGAUACAUCAUCACUAACAGGUGUUGCUUGGGAUCCCAGUGGACUGAGAAUUGCUGUAACAACUGACAGUAAUGUUUAUUUUGGAAAUAUAAGACCACAAUAUAAAUGGGGCUACAUCGGAAGGACCGUAAUUUACGUGUUUGAAAAAGUAGAGCGCAAUCAAUUUUCAGUAGUAUUUUACGAAACUAAGAUUGAAGAAACGUUCUCAAAAACGAUAUCCAAAUUUGAACAAAUCGCUUGCCAUGAUGAUUUCUGUGUGAUUGUUAAUCGACAAGAUGAUCCAAAUGGAACCUAUUUUGCCCAACUUUGUAAUAGUAUAGGAACUGCUCUGGAUUUCAAAUAUACUGAUGUCGAGCCACACUGCGUGGCACUUAACAAUAUGGCAGCCGUAAUUGCUGGCGGAGAAUCAUACUUUAUUUGGCAUUUCGUGCUUCCGAAAUACGAUGGAGUGAAAAGAGCAAACAUUUUGGGGCACGGAAAAGACGAUAUAAUUGCAACACUUGAUAAGAAUAAUAUUUUACAAUUCUUUGAAAUCGGUGAUAACCAAUUGAACAAAUUAACAAGUCUGGAGCGACGAGAUGUUUGGAGCUAUAAGUGGGACUCAGAGAAAGAAGAUAUGAUUGCUUUAAAUGAAAAAGCUAAAAUGAUUGUGCUUAAAGGCGAUGAAUCUGAGGAACCAGUAACUACAUCAGGAUAUAUUUGCUCGUUCCGCGGGCUUACUGUAAGAACUGUUCUGGUGGAUAAUUUCCUAAUGAAACCAGAGAAACCGGAAAAGAAAAACAUCCAAGAUAUUGAAAUAAAGUCUCUAAGAGAUUGUAAACAUUUACUGGAACGGAUGAAAAUUGACGAAGCAACUACGUUCAUUGAAAAAAAUCCUCAUCCAAUGUUGUGGAAACUUUUAGCAGAGGUUGCCCUUCAUAAACUCGAUGUUGCCACAGCGGAACAUGCUUAUGUGAAACUUUCUGAUUAUGCCGGAAUAUCGUUCUGCAAACGUUUGCAAAAUAUUACCAACACGGAUCUGAAACGAGCAGAAGUUUUUGCCCAUCUGACAAAUUUCGAGAAAGCUGAAAAGACCUAUAUACAGUGUGAUCGAAGAGAUCUUGCGAUUCAAAUGUAUAAAGACGUUUUCGAUUAUCGAAGUGUUUUACGUUUGCUCCCUGCAGAUGGUGAUGAUUCUGUUCGAAUGCAGGUGCUCGAGUACGUUGCAGAUUAUUACUUUGAGCGACAGAUGUGGAAAAACGCAUCCGAGUAUUAUCGAAAAUGUAAUGUGCUUGAGAAAAGAAUUGAAGCGUGUGUAUUCGGGACGCUUUUUGGCGAACUCGAGGAUUUAGCAUGCCAACUACCAGAUAAUCAUCAAUUACUCGAACCAAUUGGUGAUAUAUUUGCUGGCCGUGGAUUAUGUGAACCCGCUGUCGAUUGCUAUAUUCGAACUGGCCUCCCUCGAAAAGCAAUGAGUUGUUGCAUUGAGCUCAACUUUUGGGAUCGCGCGAACAAAAUAGCGAAAGCUCACAAUCUUGAGGAUGUUGAAUCCAUGUUGGCCAAAUAUGCAGAACGUCUCGUUGGGAUGGGCAGCAACGAAAAAUCCAUGGCGGCUUGCCAGCUUUAUAAAAGGGCUGGAAGAUUUAUGGAUGCCGCUAAACUGGCGUUUGAGAUUGCUUGGGAUGAACAGAAAAGGAAUGCCCCUUACACUCGUUUGAAAAAGAUACAUGUGAUGGCAGCUCUAUUAGUUGAGCAACAGCGAAAUCAACGGAAUCAGGGUAAAAAUAAAAUUGAUGCCACACAAAUUCUUGAGGAAACAUUGAAUGAGGAAAUGGACUUGUCAUUAGAAGAAUCAAAAAUAAUGGAAACGGCUUGGAGAGGAGCUGAGGCAUAUCAUUUGAUAUUACUGGCUUAUCAGUACUUAUAUCAAGGCUCUCCUGAAGAAGGCUUACGAACAGCUUUGAUUUUAACCGAUUAUGAAGAUAUUUUAGAACCUGAAGAAAUUCUUCCAAUGAUUGUUUUGGCAGCAAUUAAAUCAAAACUAUUUGCGGUCGCAUCAAAAGCAAUGAUGCGCCUUGAAGCGCUGAAAACCUUUACACAAGCGGAACAAAAUAUUAUGAAAGAUUUGGCUAUUUCAAUAUUCAAUACAUAUCCACCAACUGACAUUCCUCAAGCAACUGUAAAGUGUCCUUCGUGUGAAACUACAAUACGAGAUUUAGAUCAUGUAUGCCCAAAAUGCAAAACGAGGUUUCCAAUCUGCAUUGCUUCUGGAAAAGUGUUGCAAACUUUAAGGUUUUGGAUUUGUGCAACAUGCAAGCAUAGAGCUUGUCCUUCGAAAGUUGCAAAUUCAACGUAUUGUCCACUCUGUCAUUCCACUGCAUCAUUUGCAACAUAA